AUGAAGCUCGAAACAUCUACUUAUAUCCCCGGAGAAACAGCCAGUCAAGACCCAACAUCACAUUUUUUCUCAGGUCCCGCUGUCGGUAAGAGAGUCCACAGUGAUACUUGGGGCUUGCUCGUGAACAUCUCUUGCGUGCUGGUCAACCCUUAUACUCGACUCCGGCCUGUCAACAUCACAUCGCCUGACAUCGUCCCCGGCGUGCUGCCGUACCAAUUGGCCAUGGCGCUGCUGGCCCUGUGGACGCUCCUGACGGUCUUGCCUCAGCUUCUGUUCCCGGGCUCGGUCUUCGGCCGCCGCUGGGCGUCCGUCCUCGACGGGUUCGCCAUGUUCCGUUGUGGUGUCGAGUGGAGGGGUGCGGCCCACGAGCUGCGUGGCAGGGGUCUGGCCUCACAGGACGCGAGCUCGUUGUGUCAAGUCCCAGGCAUGGUUGGAGAUCUGGAGCCACGCCGUGCGUGGGAGGCUGGCGGGGCUUCUCAGGCUCUUUGA
This is a messenger RNA of Diaporthe citri, 489 nucleotides long. RefSeq lists its product as uncharacterized. The record is from RefSeq and is a predicted model, not a curated record. The transcript has a single exon. Bases 1 to 489 code for a protein of 162 amino acids. Lineage: Eukaryota; Fungi; Ascomycota; Sordariomycetes; Diaporthales; Diaporthaceae.